Pseudo-nitzschia multistriata is the source of this 1733-nucleotide messenger RNA. The record is from the annotation of a GenBank genome assembly. NCBI's taxonomy places the organism in Eukaryota, Bacillariophyta, Bacillariophyceae, Bacillariales, Bacillariaceae.
CGAGCAGCAUUUACGGUACUUACUAGACAAGUACAAACAGUGUGACAAGAAUACUCGUAAUCGUGCUGUACUACUUCUACUAGUUUCUAUCUCCCCCACCUACGUUUCGAUAGUACGGACUCGUAGUACUCACCGUACGUAAUGUAUCGUCCAGUACCAUACUGUAUCUUUCGUKUUUACAGUCGUACCGUAUCGUAUCAUUGCGAACGAAAUUCGAAAAUGGAUUUUGAUAUCUGACUCUGUAGUGUGUUAGUAUUCUGUUCGAUCAGAACUGGUCGCCGUCUUCUACGAUUGAAAUUUCAGAGCAGACCGCAAGAGCCUAUCUCUGCUGUCUCCAACGGAAGCAUACGCUGCGCGAUUGGCAUCCGCCCACUGUAAUCGUACAUCAAACCAAGUGCAGAGCUCUUCUAUCGGGACGGACAACGGAUACAGCAUUCCCCAGGAAAGACAGCACAAUGGUGCUUUCGAACAGCGAUGAACGAAUUCAGAAGGUUGUCUUUAUCCGGCACGGCAUAGCCCGACACAACCUUCCCGAUCCAUCGACGGGGCGGCCGUGCGACCUGAGAGACCCCCGUCUCCUGGAUCCUCCGUUGGUUUACCAGGGAAAGCAGCAAGCACUCUACGCGGGCUACAGACUCAAGGAAUGGUGGCGAGCGACGCAGCCGGGGGACAACGUGAAAUUGGUAAUAACAUCCGUAAGUAUCAUAUCCUACGACGACGARUGGCGACAAAUUCGCCUUSUUUGGUGCCACCGUUCGGAUUGUUUUGGAAACCGCUGCUGUCGAUGGUCGGCAAAUGAUGCACAAAGAAUGAUUCCCAAACUUGCUAGUGUACCCAUCUUACAAACAUGCCAAAAAAUACCCAGCCUUUGACACGGUGUAUUCAGACAUCCACCCUGGCCUUCUUGCCGGGGGACGGAUAUACGUCUUCCGAGCAACCACACGAGCCGUCGUUUUUUUGCACGGAUCUCUGUCGAGAAGCUUUCGGAAUGCACUAUCCGGACAGACGAAGAAAACGGUCGUUGCUGAUGGUAAGCGCUCGAACUGAAUGGACCAAGCAUCGUAGGUUGUACAGAGCAGAGAGUAUGCUCCUCGGACAAUUUAUAUAUCUUCAUUGAUGCUUACAAAAAUUACAAAUGCUGUGUGUGUGCGGAACACAAAAAAAGAAAUAUUGGCCGAUCCUACAAAUGGAUCCUGCGAUGAUGGAGGCGGACGAAAGCUGGCGAAGCGACACGCGGGAGACGCUGGUAGACCUCGGGAUCCGGAUUUCUCUCUUUCUGAACCUAUUGGCGAGCCGUCCCGAAAGCAGCAUCGGAGUGGUGACGCACGGGGUGUGGCUGGAGGASUGCUUUCGGCUUCACUGUCCGGCUGUUCUGGACCACGGGAGAAAACGGGUCCACAACUGCGACACGUUUGUGCUGGAGUGCGUGUCACGCGAAAGAGAGUUUUUACGACUCCAGAAUCCCCUCCAAAUUACCUGAAUGCUAUGCAUGUAUGUUUCUACUUGGUCGUUGGACGSCUCUGGCACUCCAAGCCAAUUUCACGCCGUUUCAUCUCCCCUUACCAACAUCYCUCCCAAAAUGCAAUGAUUGAUUUUGUGGUAUCCUUUCCUUURCGAUUGCGUGUUGCAUGUUUUGCGCCGCUGUCUUUCCUCCUUUCACGGAGAUUGUUAGAAACAUUAGACACACGCAAUCUCAUGAUGGACUUUUCUAGUAUUAAAGCAAGUUUUGUUAC